AAUCCAUUUUGGUGACACCCGUAGAGUGGAGAUACACGGUAGCCGCAAGGGCAGCAACUCGUCAUCCGCACAACAGAGAUAUAUAGAAUGCCUGGAUCUAGAAUUCUGCAAAUACUUGGUCGCUGUUCUAAGCAAAGCCAAGUAUUUCUCUUUCAUCGCCAAAGUAGGAGCAUUUCUGCUCUUCCCAACUAUACCCAGCUAGAUGAUCUUCAAGAGCAGGUUUUAGUUGAAGGGAGAUCGAAAUCAAGAGCAGCUAUACUCAAUAGACCAUCUGCACUCAAUUCUCUCACUAGCUCUAUGGUUCCUCGCUUAAAUAGAUUAUACAACUCAUGGGAGGAGAACUCUGAAAUUGGAUUUGUUCUGAUGAAGGGAAGUAAUCGUGCUUUUUGUUCUGGAGCUGAUGUUGUUAUGCUUCAUCAGUUGAUUAAUGAAGGGAAACUUGAAGAAUGCAAAAUUUUCUUCCAGACACUAUAUAAUUUUAUCUACCUUUUAGGAACAUAUCUGAAACCACAUAUUGCAAUUUUAGAUGGUAUUACAAUGGGAAGUGGGGCGGCUAUUGCCCUUCCUGGAAUGUUCUGCGUUGCAACUGAUCGAACUGUUUUUUCUAGUCCAGAAACUCAAAUGGGGUUCCAUCCUGAUGGCGGGGCCUCAUUUUAUCUUGCUCGGCUUCCUGGCUACUUAGGUGAAUAUUUGGCUUUAACAGGAGAAAAACUUAACGGUGUGGAAAUGGUUGCCUGUGGUCUUGCAUCGCACUACAUACUGAAAGAAAGGCUUCCAUGGAUAGAAGAGCGGCUUGGUAAAUUGAUGACAGAUGAUCCUUCUGUUAUUGAAAGCUCUCUUGCUCAGUAUGGUGAUCUUGUUUAUCCAGAUAGAAGAAGUGUUCUUCACAAGUCUGAAAUGAUCGAUAAGUGCUUCAGUCCAGAUACAGUUGAGGAAAUAAUUGAAGCUUUGGAGAAGCAGGCUGCUGAGUCGUAUGAUGAAUGGUGUAGUUCAACUCUCAAAAAGAUAAAAGCAGCUUCUCCGUUAAGCUUGAAAGUCACUUUGAAUUCAAUUAGGGAAGGAAGGUUUCGGCCACUUGAGCAGUGUCUGACAAGUGAAUAUCGUGUAUCUGUGAACUGGAUUUUGAAGCACGUUUCUGGUGAUUUUUGUGAGGGUGUUCGUGCAAGAUUAAUUGACAAGGAUUUUGCUCCAAAGUGGGAUCCGCCACGAUUGGAGGACGUUACGAAGGACAUGGUUGACAGCUUCUUUGCUCCCCUGGCCGAGUUCGAAUCAGAACUAAACUUGCCAACAUCAAUACGAGAGCCUUUUGCCUAAUCUGUUUGUGCCAGUCCGCCUUGUAUGCAGAUUUUUCUUUCUUCCAAAACCAGGUGCAAAAUGCACUUAAACAACGUUUUGAUUGAAGUAAGAAAGGUAAGAAACCAUCUAUUUUUUCCUGCUGAAUUUUAUGCACAUGUACCAAUAUGCUGAAAGCUCCCCCAACACUGAACUCUCAUUCAGCUGUUUGCCCCCAUAUUUAUUUAUUUAUACAUUAGAAAUAAAGUUUUUUAUGAAAAAUAAGAGGGUGAUUUCCAAAAAUAGGGGUUUUAUGUAAGUAAAUAAUCCUAAUGUUUUGGGAUGGUUUUAUGUAAGCUCUCUUUAUUUUACCUAUCUUGCGUAGUAAAUAAGAUAUUACUCC
Molecule: messenger RNA, 1675 nt
Organism: Cuscuta europaea
Lineage: Eukaryota; Viridiplantae; Streptophyta; Magnoliopsida; Solanales; Convolvulaceae
Source: the annotation of a GenBank genome assembly